Messenger RNA from Salvelinus sp. IW2-2015, 2122 nucleotides. Its product is annotated as prepronociceptin-like. The record is from RefSeq and is a predicted model, not a curated record. Gene Ontology annotation, molecular function: opioid receptor binding. Lineage: Eukaryota; Metazoa; Chordata; Actinopteri; Salmoniformes; Salmonidae. Gene Ontology annotation, cellular component: axon terminus; plasma membrane; neuronal cell body. Gene Ontology annotation, biological process: chemical synaptic transmission; sensory perception; neuropeptide signaling pathway.
AAGAAGACAGGACACUAACUAGAGCUGCUGCACUGUAGACCAAAAUCACUUAAAGGACCUGCGCCCAAACUCCUCUAUAGUACUCAGUGCCUUCACUAGCGCCUUCGAGCCAGAUAAUCACGGACUGACUCCGACUGGAGACACCAGUUUAGUGGACUUUCUGGCCAACCAGUGACAUCAAUCAAGAAUUUAUUACCUACCAGGUAGAAAAGGCUGUCCCUAUUGUCUCCAUAGUUAGGAUACUGAGGACCAUGAAGACCCCUCUCUGGUCCCUGCUGCUGCUGUGUCUGUGUGUCCCGGGACACUGUAGUGAAUGCCAGGGGGACUGCCUGGCCUGUGGCCGCAUCCUGCCGCAGGAGAUCAACUUCAACACACUGGUGUGUCUGGUGGAGUGUGAGGGUAACGUCUCCCCUGCCUUCACUUGGGACAUGUGCCGCAAGGCCUCAGCCUCCCCACAGUUACCCUCCCAGUCCAUAGGGGGCGCUGCCAUGCUGACGCGGGCCCAGAAGGAGGUGGAGGCCAUGCUGCCAGAGGAAGAAGUGGAACAGGGGGAAGGGGGGCUGAUGUACCCAGUAGCCCUGCAGAGGUUUGACCACGUGGUCCGUGCUCUGGRCAUAGACGAGCUGGGCAGUGAUAGCCGGCUAACCGCUGAUGUCUACAACUCCCAGCUUCCCCAGGAAAUGCAGGAAAGGGAUGAGGAAGUUGGGGACGAGGAAGAGGGGGAUAACGCGAUGGAGAGAGAGCAGGAUGGAGCGGCGGGGAUAAGUCUGUCGAAGCGCUUCGGGGGGUUCCUGAAGGGAAGGCAUGGCUACAGGAAGUUGAUUGGCCCCGGGAGGCCCUUGCAGAAGCGCUACGGCGGGUUCAUAGGCGUCCGGAAAUCUGCCCGCAAGUGGAACAACCAGAAACGGUUCAGUGAGUUCCUGAAGCAAUACCUGGGCAUGAGCACCCGAGCUAGCAAGUCCUACAACAGCAUCUCCGCUGACAUCACCCAACAGAACAAGGUGUAGCAACGCACACGGCAACUGUAUCCCUGGCAAUGACGCACAUGUCGUAACCUAGCAACCCCCAACCCCGCCCUACAUAUUCAAAUCCGUCACCAAGGUGAUGAUUACACUUCGGUUCCGAACAUAACCCCUCAUGAAAAUCCACACUGGAGCAUUAUAGAUUCAGUCUUGUAUACUGCAUUUCCUCAUUGAUAACGAUAACAUAUUAUGAAUAAAAGCUAAGAAAAUAGUAAAAAAAGACCAUGUAUAUAGCUAAAUGGUUUAUCAGAGAAUCACAUUGGAUUAAUAUUAUAGACACACGAACACACUGUAUUUGUUUUGCCUUCUAUACUGCAUCUGUAAUGUAACUUUUCAAACCAUGUUUGCCUUCAUCAAUUAUGGCUAUUAUUAUUACAUAGGCUAAUUCAGUGUAAACUUCACGAAUUUAAAUGACUUACUAGUGAAGUUUCCAUGGAUUUCCUGAACCAGUACAGUACAUGAGAGGGAGACUGUUUGGAGACCGUGCAUGGCACUCUCUUUGUUAGGUUACCCUCUAGUGGCUAACACAAAAAUUACUUUCAGAUUUCCAAUUGAAAAUGCGCUAAAAUAUGUUCAUGACUAUCUUAUAUAUUAUAACAAAAUCUCAGUAUUAGGUUUGUGGAUGGCUUGUAACCUAUUCACAUCUUCAGAACUAUUCUCCAAACUUCAAUUUCAACCCUGGCUACUAUAAUUUGGAGCAAAACAUCACAAUUAACUGUUACUGCUGCGUAAGACUUAUAUAUCCAUGCUCAUGUACCAAUGAUCUGUUGGCAAAACUAAUGUUCUGACUUGAGAAUGAACCUUGGAAUGUGUUUUUUGAAGCAGACGCAGAUGUAGCCUAGGUCUAUUCAAUCAGUUCAAGUGUUAACCAGCGAUAGCAGACAUCUGCAUAGUGCAUGUUUUGACGGUGUUGGAGGUGGAACUGCGUUGGAGCUGUCAAAUCGGUGAGCAACUGCUCUUGCCAUCCUUGUCACCAAGCCACACCCGCCCCACUAGUGUUAAAAGUUAAGAUCGAGAAAGUGUAGGCCAUGGUUCCCCAACUGGCGGCCCAACAAUUACUUUUUUUAAAUUAACAUAAAAGACAAAAAACAGCAGCAAAU